AUGGCUACAUCCCGCCUGGUGCAGCGCACGGCGGCGUUCGUGGAGCAGCAGCUCAAGAGCAACGACGCGUCGCACGACUGGCGCCACAUCGAGAGAGUCUGGACGGUGGCGCGGACGCUCGCGAAGGAGGAGGAAAACCUGGAGAUCGUGGACCUGGCGGCGCUGCUGCAUGACAUCGACGACUGGAAGUACCAGAGCGACAAGGAGGAGCCCACGAAGCGGGCGGUGGCUUUCUUGCAGUCGGAGAGCGUGCCCAGCGACAAGAUCGAGCGCGUGAUGUCCAUCAUCGACAGCAUGGGGUUCAAGGAGGAGCUCGCAGGCACUGGCGCGCGAUCGUACACUGUCGAGUACGGCUGCGUUCAGGAUGCUGAUCGACUGGAUGCGAUCGGAGCCAUUGGAAUUGCCCGCUGCUUCACCUACGGAGGGCACAAGCUGCGCCCGCUGUACGAUCCGGACGUGCCCCCAAUCGAAAGCAUGACGAAGGAGCAAUACAUGGAUCCCAACCGCCCCAACACCACCAUUAACCACUUCUACGAGAAACUGCUGAAGCUCCGUGACAUGAUGAAGACGAACGCCGGGAAGCGUCUGGCUGACGAGCGCCACGCGUUCAUGGAGACGUUCCUGGAGCAGUUCCACAAGGAGAUCAGCGGCCGGGGUUAG
Molecule: messenger RNA, 660 nt
Organism: Phytophthora sojae
Lineage: Eukaryota; Oomycota; Peronosporomycetes; Peronosporales; Peronosporaceae
Exons: 5
Coding region: 1-660 (219 amino acids)
Source: RefSeq, a predicted model, not a curated record